AUUAAGAAGAUAAUCCAAGUUUCGAAAUCUUUAUCAAGAUUCUCCAUGGUUCAUCCAAUCAUUUGCAUUUUUUCAGCAGCUUUCUUGCUUAGCAUUCAGUUCCAUGACUUUGCUGGAGCUCAAAAUGUUGGUGUUAAUUAUGGCAGAGUUGCGGACAACCUUCCACUCCCACCUCAAGUAAUAGAGCUAUGCAAAUCCAAGAACAUUCAAAGGAUUCGACUUUUCGACCCGAAUCCUGACGCUUUAAAAGCUCUCCAAGAUUCAGGAAUAGAAGUGAUACUUGGAGUUGUAAACAAUGAUCUUCCAACUUUAGCCAAUGACCCUGCAUUUGCCACAACUUGGGUUCAGAUUAAUGUUGUCCCUUUUGCAGCAACUGUACCCUUUCGAUGCAUAGCUGUAGGAAAUGAGUUGAUUUCUACUGAUCUAGCACCCUCUAUUCUCCCUGCAAUGCAAGCCAUUCAAAAUGCAUUAAUUGCAGCAAACCUGAGAAUUCCUGUGUCAACCACUGUAUCCCAAAGUGUGCUUGGAACAUCUUACCCUCCUUCCGCAGGAGCCUGGAGUCCUGAUGCAGCUCCUAUCAUUGUACCUAUAGUUCAAUAUCUACAAGCUAACAAGUAUCCUUUAUUAUGCAAUGUCUAUCCUUAUUUUGCUUAUGCCAGUGACCCUGUACAUAUUAGGCUAGACUAUGCCUUAAUCAACACUACUGAAGUGGUCGUGACCGAUGGAGCACUAGGAUAUACAAAUUUGCUAGAUGCACAAGUGGAUGCUACAUAUGCAGCACUAGAAAAGGUUGGAGCUAAUGACGUAGAAACUGUAGUAAGUGAAACAGGAUGGCCUUCAGGAGGAGCAGAAACAAUAUCAACCAUCAUCAAUGCCCAAACGUACAAUAAUAACUUGAUUGCUCGUUUGAAGGCGAGUACUGGAACUCCAAAGAGGCCAGGAAAGGUGCUUGAAACUUAUAUAUUUGCCAUGUUCAAUGAAGAUCUCAAGGCUGCUGGGAUUGAGCAGCAUUUUGGACUGUUUAAUCCAGACAUGACAGAAGUCUACCCUAUCAAUUUUUAAGCCAGGAGUUACAAUUCAACAAAGAAGCUGCCCAGUUAGCGAAUUCAUAUAAUGUAGUAAGCUAGAUUCCUAGUUUCUAGAUGAUUAAGCUGUAGACAUUUUCCCCAGUUUUUCUACACAUCUAAAUGGUCUUAAAAUUUUAUCCUUUUGCCA
Molecule: messenger RNA, 1215 nt
Organism: Ricinus communis (castor bean)
Lineage: Eukaryota; Viridiplantae; Streptophyta; Magnoliopsida; Malpighiales; Euphorbiaceae
Product: putative glucan endo-1,3-beta-glucosidase GVI
Exons: 2
Coding region: 46-1062 (338 amino acids)
Biological process (GO): carbohydrate metabolic process
Cellular component (GO): plasma membrane
Molecular function (GO): hydrolase activity, hydrolyzing O-glycosyl compounds
Source: RefSeq, a predicted model, not a curated record